CAUAGCCCCAAAGUGUUGUGGAUGUAGCUCCGUAACCGGUUUGGCUCAAGGCUUGUAUCGUGGUACAGUCCGUGAUCGUACAUCACACACCCACCUUGUGUAUCUCGGUUUUCGCGCAAGCGAAUUCUGCCAUUCAGUCCGCAUGGCACACUGGUCCGCGUGGCUGGUGGGGGUACUUCUCCACAGCGUACCUACCGCAGUUUCUCUUCAGACGGGUGCCGGUGGCAACGCGACGGGACAUUUGCAGACAGAUCGCUCGUGGUCUUGUUCCUCGAUCGCAGCCAGCAGUUUCACCUACCAGUACGACUCUUAUCUGUCUGGCAGUACCAUCGUGUUGACAAACAAUCAGGGCAGCCAGCGUGGGCGGGCAUACUACACGUGGGCAAAUUCGGGAGGAUUCAGGAUCAAUUUCGACAUGUGGAUGGGCGGUGGGUCAGGCGCAGACGGAAGGAUGUACAUUGUAAUGUAUUGUCUCUCGCGGGGGGCACGCUUUCUUUUCGCAGGGAGGGGGUAUUGCAUUCUCCCCCGCGGGGGAUAUCGUAUUCUCGCGGGGACGGGGUAUUUUACUGUCCCCCCCGGCAGGGAGUCUUGUGUUGUCGCGGGGAGGGGGAAAUGUUUGGUGUCCCGGUAUCUGCUGAAUGGUGCGUGAGCGUUCGCCAUGCUUGCCCAGGUUCUGCGCCUGCCCAGUGCCGUGCGGGACCCGGUUCUCUGGCCACGCGGGGCCGCCUGCAGUAAUGAUCCUCUUUGCGGGGAGCAAUGUGAUGCCCCUUCGCCACGACGAUGCGAUACCCCAUGCGGGGGCACCAUACCAAGCACGCCCUUCCCUCGACAAUGCAAUACCACGUGCGGGAGAUAAUACCAUACUGUGCUCCGCAGGCGCUGACGGCAUGUGCAUGAAGUACGGCGGUUAUGACUCUGGCGAGUUUGGCGAAUACAUUGCUGGCAGUGGCUCUUCUCUGUAUGCUUCGACUCCUAUUCAAACGGGGAUGAUCAUGGCGUGUUGAUGGGUUGGAAUGGAGGGUCCAUCUUUGAACAGAUAGGUUCGGGCCACUGGACUCACAAAGUGCCCCUCUUCGAGGACUCCACUUGGCAUGACGUCAUUGUGGAGGUCACGCCAAGCGGCAGCGGUGCCAGUGUGAUUCUGAACUUCGACAACGGCUACUACUAUAGGACCGCUACGAUUAAUGGCUACGCGUCGCCCGUUGGUAGUCAGCAGCUGGCCUUCACUGCAAGAACGGGUGGUGCUACCAACUGGCACUAUGUCACGAAUAUCCAGGCGUGCAGCGCCGCGACGCCCAGCCCGACGCCCUACCCGACUGCCUACCCCACUGCCUACCCCACUGCCUACCCCACUGCCUUUCCGACGCCCUACCCGACACCCUACCCGACGCCCGACCCGACUGCCUACCCCACUGCCUACCCCACUGCCUUUCCGACGCCCUACCCGACACUCUACCCGACGCCCUACCCGACUGCCUACCCCACUGCCUACCCCACUGCCUUUCCGACGCCCUACCCGACCGCCUUUCCGACGCCCAGCCCGACGCCCAGCCCGACGUAUCCUCUGGGUUGGCCGACGCCACAUCCGACGUUUCCUGUUGGAGCUCCCAUGGCGGGUGGGGCUGGCGGUGCCGUGGCUGCCACCGGCGAUCCCCAUUUGCAGAACGUUCUUGGUCAGAGGUUCGAUUUGAUGAAACCGGGCAAGCAUGUUCUGAUCAACAUCCCUCGUGGAAGGCACAAGAACGCAUUGCUUCGCGUGCAGGCCGAUGCGCGCCAAAUGGGCGGACAAUGUGCAGACAUGUAUUUCCAAGAACUGAAUAUCACAGGGGAGUGGGUGGAGGCAAAAGGGACGAGCGGUCUCUGUUUCCAAGCUCAGAGUGUGCAUGAUGAUCAGCCGAAGUGGCUGAAGUUUGGGAAGGUGCAGGUGAAAGUUGCCCAUGGGCGCACUGAGGACGGGGCUCAGUAUCUGAACUUCUACGUCAAGCAUCUUGGGCAUUCCGGGUUUGCUGUUGGAGGAUUGCUAGGAGAAGAGGAUCACACGGAGGCAACGAAGCCUUCGGAGGCCUGUGGUCACCGCAACUCCCUUCUUCAGGUAUCGUCCGAGGCGGCUCGAAACGCAACCGUCUUCUCCGUUGCAGAGGCGAGCUUCGCCUGAUGCUCGUGCGGGCGCGGCGAACAGCGGCGGGGCGACCUCUCUCCCGCGGCGCCCCCACCCCGAUGGCCAGAGGGGCUGACCCGCCGCGCAACCGAAGGAGACGGCAAAGAGGAUGGCGAGGCUGAGCGAUCUGAAAUGCGCGGGGCGUGAGGGAACGAGAAGACA
This is a messenger RNA of Prorocentrum cordatum, 2320 nucleotides long. The record is from the annotation of a GenBank genome assembly. Lineage: Eukaryota; Dinophyceae; Prorocentrales; Prorocentraceae.